Messenger RNA from Colletotrichum orchidophilum, 3150 nucleotides. RefSeq names its product glycosyl hydrolase family 3 N terminal domain-containing protein. The annotation marks the transcript as partial. The record is from RefSeq and is a predicted model, not a curated record. The transcript is spliced from 6 exons. Gene Ontology annotation, biological process: carbohydrate metabolic process; peptidoglycan turnover. Lineage: Eukaryota; Fungi; Ascomycota; Sordariomycetes; Glomerellales; Glomerellaceae. Gene Ontology annotation, molecular function: hydrolase activity, hydrolyzing O-glycosyl compounds.
CAUUUCCCCCAGCCGGACAAAGUGCGGGCAAAGGCGGACACGACUCCUAUCGACCAAUCGAUUCCCUCCCCGACCGCCUUCCGCGCUCCGCCUCAGCCAAUGAUUGCCGGCCGAGGCUGGUGCAGCAGCCCACCGCUCCCGCCGCGCAUGGCGUCCCACGCCCACGUCCAGCUGCAGCCCGCGUCCUCCUCCUUCGUCCCGCACGACGGCCCCGGGUCACAUCCGUCCAGCAACCGGGAGUCAACGUCAACGUCGGAGAAGAGUCGCCGCAUCCGCCACCACCGCCCACCCCCGUUUGAGAAACGCCAUCUCGAGCGGUACUAUGCGCGGCAAAACGUUACGAGCCGCAGACCACUAGCCAUGGGCAACCUCAAAGUCAACAUGGAGCUCGAGUCGCUUGACCCACUAUGGCAGGAUCUCGAUUGGGCCAUUGGCCAGAUGCUCAUCAUGGGCUGGGAUGGCACCGAGGUGACGCCCCAAAUUCGUUCACUGAUUGAGGAUCAUCACCUCGGGACCAUCAUCUUAACUGCCAAAAACCUCAAAUCUGCUCAAGAAACGGCCAAAUUAGUCAAAGAACUCCAAACUAUUGCCCACAAAGCCGGCCACCCUAAGCCGUUACUCAUUGCCCUUGACCAAGAGAAUGGCGGUGUCAACAGUCUCUUCGACGAGGACUACGUGUGCCAAUUCCCAAGUGCCAUGGGCGUGGCCGCCACGGGCCGGGUCGAACUAGCUUACGAAGUAUCAAAGGCCACUGCAACUGAGGUUGGGGCCUGUGGCAUCAACUUCAUGCUCGGCCCAGUGUUGGAUGUCCUCUCGAAUGCCAGGUACCAACCUAUCGGAGUGCGUGCUACCGGCGAUGACCCCCAGGAGGUCUCCCAGUACGGCAUCGCCGCCAUCAACGGCAUUCGGGAUGCCGGUCUCGCAAGUUGCGGGAAGCAUUUCCCAUCCUAUGGAAACCUAGACUUUUUAGGAUCAAGUUUGGACGUUCCCAUCAUUACGCAAACUCUGGAAGAGCUAAGCCUGAGCGCCCUGGUGCCCUUCCGAAACGCAAUCGCAACGGGCAAGCUUGAUGCCAUGUUUGUGGGAGGCUGUGGCAUCUCAAACCCCUCCAUGAACGUCUCUCACGCGUGCCUGUCAAACCAAGUCGUGGAUGACCUUCUCCGAGAGGAACUUGGUUUUGAUGGUGUCGCCAUCUCGGAAUGUCUCGAAAUGGAGUCCCUGACUCACGAACUCGGUGUACAGAAUGGAGUCGUCAUGGCCGUGGAAGCCGGAUGUGACUUGGUGCUCCUGUGCCGAGCCUAUGACGUUCAACUGGAGGCUAUCAAGGGGCUAAAGCUCGGUGUCGAGAACGGCAUCUUUACCAAGGAACGAAUCUAUACGUCGUUGAACCGCGUACUACGACUAAAGGAUACUUGCACGUCCUGGCAGUCGGCACUCAACCCACCCGGGAUAUCGCUUUUGUCCAAAUUGCACCCUUCACAUAUGGCUUUAGCGAGGAAAUCAUACGACGAUUCCAUCACAGUCAUUAGAGACAAGGAGAAAUUGUUGCCCCUUUCCGAGUCAAUGCACCAAGAAGAAGAGUUGCUCCUUCUUACACCAUUAGUGAAACCGUUACCGGCGUCAAGCUUAACCAAGAGCAUCCUCCAAGCGAAGGAUGCCCAGAGGCUUGCCCCGACACCACAUGACAGUUGGCUCCACCGGGAGAAGGGAGCCAUCAUGAGCGGUGAGGGCGUUUUUAGAGAAUUCGGACGCUCUCUAGCUCGGUCCCGUCACGGAAAGCUCCUUCAUACCAGCUAUACUGCGAACGGAGUCAGACCAGUCCACGAGAACCUCAUCCACAGAGCAUCCUGCAUCAUCAUCGUAACUGCGGAUGCCAACAGAAACUUGUACCAAGCCGGCUUUACGAAACACGUUGAGAUGAUGUGUUCGAUGCUACGAACUCGUGGCCAGAAGAAAUCCGUCAUCGUCGUGGCCGUGAGCUCCCCAUACGACUUCGCCAUGGACAAGUCGAUCGGCACCUACAUCUGCACGUUUGACUUUACAGAAACCGCAAUGCACGCGUUGGUACGCGCUCUUUGCGGUCACAUUGUACCGAAAGGGACGCUGCCGGGGACAUUGCGAAAGAGCAAAAAGGUGCUGAAAUCUCGCCAGCACUGGAUCGUGGAGGAGUACGACCGUCGUCGUGACGGACACGGGCUGGAAGAGCUUACAAAAGCGGUCGCCCGCGCAAACACGGUCGACUUGGGCCACCUAGAGUCGAUGCCGGCCGCGUGCUUCGAGCUCUCGAAACCAAACGUCGAGGAGGCGCACUUUGUCGUCAGGAACAGUAGCACCCACGCCCUGUACGGGUUCGCAGCCACGUACUCGGUGGACGGGAUCGGCAUCCUUGGCGCCAUCUUCGUGGACCCAUCCAAGCGCAACGUCUCGGUCGGCCGGUCCCUCCACAGGCGCUCGCUGCGGUACCUCACCAGCAAGCGGGGCGUCAAGAAGAUCCAGCUCGGGACUUCGUUCCCCGGAGUCUUCUUGGGCAUCCCGAUCGACGAGGGUGGCGUCAAGAGCUGGUUCGCCAACAACGGCUGGGACGUGCAAUUCCCGAAACGGCUGACGAACCUCAUCAUCAAUGACCUGAGCGGCUGGGCGAUACCGGAAGGCCUGCUGCAGAGCAUCCAGCGGGCGAACCUCAGCUUCGACCUCAUCCACGGCUUAGACAACGCCGAGAGCGUGCUUGGCCACGUGGGCGGCAACGCGAACCCCGAGGUGCUGGAGCUCUACAGGUCCGCGCUGCAGGAGACCAAGGCGUGCGGCAUCGUAAGGGCGAAGGGGCCGGGCGACGCGCUGCUGGGGACCAUCAUCAUCUGUAGACCCGGCAGUCCUCUGUCGACGUUCAUACCGCCUCUGCUCUCCCACGUUGACGAGGGGAUCGGCGGCGUUUUGGCGCCGGUCAUUCAUCCGGGACCGCAGGAUGCGCUGGUACUUCAGGGGCUGACUCUGAUGGGCGUCCGACAGAACAAGGCGCACAAGUCGGCCAAGACGGUCCUUAGCUGGGUGCAAGAUGACGCUUACGAACAUGUCAUGGCGAUGGGAUUUGAGAUUUUGCAGUCUUAUGAGGAACUUACGACCGCCCCAGACAACUGGACUGAUUUGAACUAG